Molecule: messenger RNA, 806 nt
Organism: Blepharisma stoltei
Lineage: Eukaryota; Ciliophora; Heterotrichea; Heterotrichida; Blepharismidae
Source: the annotation of a GenBank genome assembly
AUGUCGUUUUUAUUAUUAAAUGGGUAUGGAGAAUCGCUUCAACACUGCAAAAAUUCACUCUAUAAUAUUAUAAACUGCCAAAAAUCUACGAUGAGCAACUUUAAAACUGACAUGAUAAUUCUUUUAUUAUUAUGAAUUGUGGCCCUAAUUAUAUGCAUUUUAAUAACAACCCCAUUUUAUUACACAAUACUUAAGAUAGAAAACAAUCUUUGGAAUACAAUAAGAAAAAAUGUCUAUAGUCACUAUUUUGAGCUAAACGAGCUAAGUUAAGUCACUUAAGAUUAUCGAAAAGCUCCCUGUCAGGGUCCGAAAGCCCUUAUUCCCUUCCAUAAUGCUCCACUCGCCUGCUCGCCAACAACCAUCUCAUGGCGUUCAAAGUCUUGCUCAUACGGACAUGGGCCUGCACAUGCACCCCGUAGUCGGAAAGUUUGGGUCACUGUGCCGUACGUCAACGAAGGUUGCCUGCCUCAAAAUUUCAAAAAUUGAAUUUCUGGCCGACUUUCGGCAAAAGGGUAAAACUUGUAGCCAAGCCCGAAUGGCCUAGAAAGGCUUUGCUGGGCUUCCCCUUUCCAACUCCAAGUCUCCCUUCCCUCGAGGUAAAAUCUAACUCGGAAAAUAGACUAGGGCUAGUUAUCUAGCAUAGCUGUCCAUUUCUUCGCUAGCAAAACCUUGCCGGAUAUAAUUAAAAUAGGGCUCGAUACUGCUUGGCUGAGAGGCCAAGCCAAGUUGAGACGCCAUAUUUUAGUUAUGAGCUAAAAGAAGCAAUUACUGAAAGACUUAAAUAUGCUCAUUUUAGGCAGACGUAA